This is a messenger RNA of Leptinotarsa decemlineata (Colorado potato beetle), 858 nucleotides long. It is a transcript of the gene Cox4, whose product is annotated as cytochrome c oxidase subunit IV. The record is from RefSeq and is a predicted model, not a curated record. Gene Ontology annotation, biological process: mitochondrial electron transport, cytochrome c to oxygen. Gene Ontology annotation, cellular component: respiratory chain complex IV. Lineage: Eukaryota; Metazoa; Arthropoda; Insecta; Coleoptera; Chrysomelidae.
GGAUAAUUUACCUUCUUGACGUUUAGUUCAAGUUGGCUUCUGUCAAAUUCUGUGGUUUUCAUUUCAUCACUUUAAUACGCCAUAUUAUUUUGUGAAAGGCUGAGAAAAGCUUGCGAGAUGGCUGCAAGACUAUUUGCCCUUUCUACAAGGGCAAUCUUCAAUGCCCCCAAAACACCAGUCCAGUCGGCUGCCAUGAGUAGCUACGUCCGUAAACUCAUUGGCAAAAGGGAGAUUGUCGGUUAUGGAUUCAAUGGAGAACCAAGCUACGUUGACCGUACCGAUUUCCCUAUGCCUGCCAUUAGGUGGAAGGAGCCCACAGCUGAUAUAUUGGCUCUCCGUGAAAAAGAAAAGGGCGAUUGGAACAAUCUGUCAUUGGAAGAGAAGAAAGCACUGUACAGGGCUUCUUUCUGCCAAACUUUUGCUGAAUUCAAAGCUCCGAGUGGAGAAUGGAAAUCUGUUAUAGGAUUGGGACUGAUCUUCAUUUCUGGAGCCUUCUGGAUCUUCUACUUCAUGAAGGCAUUUGUUUACAGCCCGCUGCCUGUCACGUUCAGUAAGGAAUACAGAGAAGCUCAGUUGAGACGUAUGAUUGAUUUGCAAGUCAACCCCAUUCAAGGUAUCUCAUCGAAAUGGGAUUACGAAAAGGAUGACUGGAAGAAGUAAUUUUUCGCCUGCAGUUGUGAAAGGAACAUUUAUGUUUGACAGCCGUGAAUGUUCCUUUUCUAAUAAAAGAUAGUAAAAUCUGAACAUUAGAAACUUAUUUAUUCCUUACCAUUAUGUGGUGAAAUACUGUGUGAAAGGACGAAUAGUGUUGAUGGUUUAUGCUGGGACAAGUAUUAAUAAAGGAAUUUGUUAUAGUCA